Molecule: messenger RNA, 798 nt
Organism: Kluyveromyces marxianus DMKU3-1042
Lineage: Eukaryota; Fungi; Ascomycota; Saccharomycetes; Saccharomycetales; Saccharomycetaceae
Gene: DPM1
Product: dolichyl-phosphate beta-D-mannosyltransferase
Exons: 1
Coding region: 1-798 (265 amino acids)
Biological process (GO): GPI anchor biosynthetic process; protein O-linked glycosylation via mannose
Cellular component (GO): endoplasmic reticulum membrane
Molecular function (GO): dolichyl-phosphate beta-D-mannosyltransferase activity
Source: RefSeq, a predicted model, not a curated record
AUGUCUAUCGAAAACUCUGUUAUUGUUCCUGCCUACCACGAAAGGCUAAACAUCAAGCCAUUGACCACCAGACUAUUCCAAGCUCUAGGUAAAGAAGGAUCCAACAUCACCGAAUUGAUCUUUGUUGAUGACAACUCGCAAGAUGGUUCUGUUGAAGAGGUGGAUGCCCUAAAGAAGCAAGGUUACAAUGUUAGAAUUAUUGUGAGAACGGACGAGAGAGGUCUCUCCUCUGCUGUUUUGAAGGGUUUCCACGAGGCCAAGGGUGAAUACUUGGUCUGUAUGGAUGCUGAUUUGCAACACCCUCCAGAAACAGUGCCACAAUUAUUGGACUCUUUGAGAAAACACCCAUUCGUAUUGGGUACCAGAUACGCUCCAGGCGUUGGUAUUGACAAGGACUGGCCAUUGUACCGUAGAAUCAUCUCCAGCGGUGCCAGAUCCAUGGCUAAGCCCCUAACCUCUGCCUCAGACCCAAUGAGUGGUUUCUUUGGUCUACAAAAGAAGUACUUACUGCAUAAGGACGCCAAGAACAUCAACCCUAAGGGUUUCAAGAUCGCCUUGGACUUGCUAGUCAAACUUCCACUUCCUGCUGAUCAACCAAUCGGCGAAGUGCCUUUCUUCUUUGGUGUCAGAACCGAAGGUGAGUCUAAAUUGAGUGGUAAGGUCAUCAUCCAGUACCUACAACAAUUGAAGGAAUUGUACAACUACAAGUUCGGAAGCAACAACUUACUGCUGUUCUUCUUGUUCUGGACCAUCCUGGCCUUGUACAUCCUGUACCAAGCGUACCAUUUGGUUUUCUAA